Messenger RNA from Phycodurus eques (leafy seadragon), 1348 nucleotides. It is a transcript of the gene rangrf, whose product is annotated as RAN guanine nucleotide release factor. The record is from RefSeq and is a predicted model, not a curated record. The transcript has 2 exons. Gene Ontology annotation, cellular component: nucleus. Gene Ontology annotation, biological process: regulation of sodium ion transmembrane transporter activity; protein import into nucleus; heart contraction. Bases 620 to 1192 code for a protein of 190 amino acids. Gene Ontology annotation, molecular function: small GTPase binding; sodium channel regulator activity; transmembrane transporter binding. Lineage: Eukaryota; Metazoa; Chordata; Actinopteri; Syngnathiformes; Syngnathidae.
ACGAGGUCAGGAAAGAAAAAAGCAGAUCAGAGACAAAGGCAGUAAAGGUCUGAAGUGGGGGUGAUAAAGAAGGAAGAAAAGCAGGUUUACACAAUGGAUGGGAGGAUGUAUGAACACCUGGUGUGGCAGAACAAAGGAAAGAAGGGACGAAAUGAAGGCGUUUAAGCAGAGGAAAGACGGACGUACGGAUGCAUGAAUAAAAAGUGGGUCUGAUGGAUAGGAAGGAAAGCCGGAAGGGAAGAAAGGAGGAAUAAAGAGGUAGAAAAGUACAUUUAAGCAACAGCGGGAAGGAUGUUAAGGAUGCAUGAAUAAAAAGCGGGUCUGAGGGAAGGAGGUGUCAAGGAAGAAAUGAUGGAAGGUGUAUGGAAGGAGGGGAAUGAGGUAAGAAAGGAAGGAGACCAGAAUAGCAGAAAAUCAGGUUAAAGUGAAGGAAUAAUGCACGAAUAAAAAUCAUGUCAGAGGGCAAGAAAGGAGAAGUCUUGAGAAGGAAGGCACGAUAAGAGGUCGGAAAUUAAGUAAGGAUGCAUGAGUAAAAAGUAACCCUAAGGAAGGAAGUCAGGAAAACACCUAUUUUACAAAGAAGGUGUCAGGAGUUGAAGUCUCCCGUCGUCACGUUGAUAUGCAGCGCGUCAACGAGCCUCAUCCGUUGUUCGGAGGCGCUCUGUCCGCCGUCCUCCCUCACAGCGCCGCGGACGUGAGCAAGCUGCGGGAGAUCCCAGACAACCAAGAGGCGUUCGUCCACGCCCGCACAGACCAGAGCCUCAUCGUGGAGCUGGUCGAAUACCAAGCCCACGUCGCGGACCAGGACGCGGCCCGGUACCACUUCGAGGACAUCGCGGGUAACAACGCCGCCUCGCAGCCCGGCGCGCAGGAGGUAACCGGUGUAGUCGCCUUGCACAAAUCGUCGCUCUCCCUGUCGGCGUGCAGCUGCGCCUGGGCGCUGACGGGCACCCAGUGUGUGUCCAAAUUCAACGAGACGGCCAGGAACCGGGUGAAGGUCCACCUCGGCGUGUUCCGUCUGCCCCAGUUCGGCACGGACGUGCUGGUGACGUUCAACGACCCGCAGAGCAUCUGCCCCGACAGCAGCAGCAGUCCCGCGGCCGUGGGAGCCGGGGUAGAGCCGUGGACUGCGGAGGACUUCCAGCAACUGCUGCAGUCCCUGACGCUGCACAACCCAGGGCUGUUCGGCUAAAAGCUGGGGUGGGGAAACCGAUGAACCGUGGGACAUUAACAGACCCCGAGAGUGUUUGAUCCUUCCAUCCAUGCAAAUCAAAGACUCCAAAUAUUUUAUGUUGCCUAAAUAAAAGAUGAUUGCCCUAUUAGAUGUCAAUAAACUUUAAAACUGAAA